Messenger RNA from Nannochloropsis gaditana CCMP526, 680 nucleotides. Its product is annotated as pterin-4-alpha-carbinolamine dehydratase. The record is from RefSeq and is a predicted model, not a curated record. Gene Ontology annotation, biological process: tetrahydrobiopterin biosynthetic process. Gene Ontology annotation, molecular function: 4-alpha-hydroxytetrahydrobiopterin dehydratase activity. The transcript has 2 exons. The annotation marks the transcript as partial.
CAGGUGUCCACCAAGCACAUCACAACCUACAGUCUUAACGCUCUAUUUGAAAUGCCAGCGCGUAAUAGCCUGAGUCUCUUUUCUCGCCUUGCCCCACGCUCCAACCUCCCCUCUUUGCUGCACGGUACCUCUGCAUUCCACAACGUCCACUGCAACGUGACGCGUCCCUCUCAGCCAUUUUCUACCGUUGGAUCACAACGCAUCCCUCAUCUUUCAAAACAAGCGCGGGCAGCAGCAUUAAAGGAGGACUUGGCAGGAUGGGUUGACGUUAAAGGUGGCGAGAGGGAUGCAGUGGAGAAAACCUUUAUCUUCCACGAUUUCAACGAGGCCUGGGGUUUCAUGUCGCGUGUCGCGCUACUGGCGGAGCAACACAACCACCACCCGGAGUGGAGCAAUGUGUACAACAAAGUUCACGUCAUCUUGACCACUCACGACGCGGGAGGGGUCUCCCAGAAAGACGUGACGUUGGCGAAGGCAAUGGACACCUUUGUGAAAAAGGGAGAGGAGUAGGGCUCGAGAGAGGAUGGGAGGAGUGAUUUGAAGAGGUUUAAGAGGGGGAGAAAGCAGGGUGUACAAAUUUCCAACAUAUAGUCGGGCGAAGAAUACAAAAAUGAAGAGUUAAUCAGGAAAAAAUAGCAACCAAAAAUGUUGAGUACCAAUUCGAAGGGGUUUCAAUCCAG